Molecule: messenger RNA, 593 nt
Organism: Oldenlandia corymbosa var. corymbosa
Lineage: Eukaryota; Viridiplantae; Streptophyta; Magnoliopsida; Gentianales; Rubiaceae
Source: the annotation of a GenBank genome assembly
AUGGCGUCAUCCUCGUCAGAGAAAACCAUGGAGGACCCAUCUCCAACAACACCACCGCCGCCGCCACGAACACCGUCGACGCCGUCAUCGGAGACUCCCAUGACUACGCACGUGGCAUUGCCGAGGGCACUGAUCGAGAAGCUGAGAAGCAUAAAGAACUGGGGCGAAAUGUACCGUUGGAUGUACGACGACGAAAAAAUCCGGCGGGUUUGGGAGAUUCAACAUAACAUGGACGUCAACGAUCUCCUCGACUACGUUAUGUACGGUGAAGGGGAAGAAGUUGUUUGGGACGACGACGUUUGGGAAUUGCAGCGAAUUGUGCACACCCCUGAUCAAGAUCGUCAGCCGGUACCGUCGCCGCCUCCACAACCUCCUAAAAUGACCGAAACUAAUGCCUAUAUGAACGUUGACGUCGGAGAUCAGCCGCCAUCGCCGCCGGCCGAAGGAAGCCCUAAUACUGAAAAAAUAACGGCAUUAAUUAAUUAUUAGGAUUAUAUUUAUUUUUUCCUUAAUAUUAUUGCAUGGCUGUGAUAAUGAAAACGCAAAUUUGGAUGGAUCGAAGGGUUUUUUUUUUUUGUUUUUUUGGUUUUUUU